Molecule: messenger RNA, 1501 nt
Organism: Ostrea edulis (European flat oyster)
Lineage: Eukaryota; Metazoa; Mollusca; Bivalvia; Ostreida; Ostreidae
Product: biogenesis of lysosome-related organelles complex 1 subunit 2-like
Exons: 5
Coding region: 868-1362 (164 amino acids)
Biological process (GO): endosomal transport; lysosome localization
Cellular component (GO): BLOC-1 complex; gamma-tubulin complex; BORC complex
Molecular function (GO): gamma-tubulin binding
Source: RefSeq, a predicted model, not a curated record
AUCUAAAUAAAAAUGGCAGACGAGAUAACGAAAAAAGAAAUAGGUAACAUUUAUAGGAUUUUUUACUCAUUUUCCCUAAUUAAUUGAUAGAUUACUAUUGUUCAUUAAACUAUAUAGGACUAAAUCAACUGCAUUUCUAUUGUUGCCAUUGGUAGAUCUACCAGUGUCCUGACUGUCAUCCAGUCGUAAAACAUACGAAUAGAGUUUUGUCGUUGAGAGAAAGGUCCAGUGUAACCUUUGUAACCAUUGUAACUCUGAGUUUAAAGAUAAGUGGGUUUUGAGAGAAAGGUCUGUAACCCUCGUAAUCUUUGUAACCCUGAGUUUAACCUAAUGUGUGAGGACAGAGCUCAAUCAAAGUAUUUUAACUAUAGACAUUUUUGAUCCGCCAAUUCAUCAAAUGCAGGAAACUCUGUCUUGUUUCAUGCCGAUUGUUUGGCCGUUCUUGGCACACUGAUUUUGACUACGGAUAACUCCGUUUACCUGAUCAGGAUAUGUUUGUCCAGUUAUGAAUCUAGACACUAAUGCCAAUACUUUUUGCUUCGUCCUCAAGCACAGUCACGCAGCAAGACAUUAAUUUUUGUUUGAAGUGCAAUAAUAUGAAAAGGUGUGCUCAUUAAUUAUUGUAAAAACAUUGUUAUUUAAGUUUGUACAGCAAUCAAUGUAAUAGUGUUUCCAUUAAUCAGUGAAAACUCUUUUAGAGUCUUUAUAACUGCAUUGUUGUGCAAUCUUUAAUCAGUAAUCGUGAGCUUACAAUAACCUAAUUAUUAGAAGUUUAAAAAAAACUCAAGAAGUUCAAAGAAUUCUCAGAGCUUAGGAAUAUUUUUGAUCAACUGUUUGAAACCAAGGGUAUAUAAGCCAAUCUUCAAAAUGGCCCUUCAUUCUGACAAUGGAAUUUCUAUGCCAGUACUGUCACCGGGAGGUCUGACCCCAGCAGCAAGCAUUAUAGAGUGUGAAAGGUGCAAAAUGUGGCAGCAUUGUACAUGUAAUACAGAGAAGGAAGUGGAGGUAGGAGAGGAGUUGAAGGAACCCCCUCCCCCUGAUGUGGUGCAGCUAUGUCGUGAAACAUUCCAGAAGUCAGCUGAGUAUCUUCAUGGAGAGCUUGAAGGAACAAUAGAGGAUUACAAACUCUUAGAAGCCCUCAAUAGAAUCACAAUCACAAAGUACACAGAUAUGAAAGAAUUGACGGAGAACAUCAGUAAAGGACUUCAGGACCUCAAUGACAAAUAUAGUAACCUUCGACCUUUCUUGGAUCAGAUCACUCAGAUUGAUGAGAAUGUAACAGCCCUGGAGCAAGCAGCUUACAAACUGGACAACUAUUCCAAGAGACUAGAAAGUAAAUUCAAAGCCUUGGAAAAGAGAUAAGCUGGAUCCAGGAUGUAACCUUGUAACUACACUGUGCAAUAAUUGACUGUAAAAAUUAUUCCUUAAUGGACCAUUUUUGAUGUAUAUGCAUUGGUUUUUAUUGAUGUUUAUUUUCUAAUAAACUUUUUCCCCAUUGUAA